Messenger RNA from Myripristis murdjan (pinecone soldierfish), 511 nucleotides. It is a transcript of the gene faua, whose product is annotated as FAU ubiquitin like and ribosomal protein S30 fusion a. Gene Ontology annotation, cellular component: ribosome; cytosolic small ribosomal subunit. Gene Ontology annotation, molecular function: protein binding; structural constituent of ribosome. The transcript is spliced from 4 exons. Gene Ontology annotation, biological process: translation. The coding region runs from base 8 to 409 and encodes 133 amino acids. The record is from RefSeq and is a predicted model, not a curated record. Lineage: Eukaryota; Metazoa; Chordata; Actinopteri; Holocentriformes; Holocentridae.
CAUCAAGAUGCAGCUCUUCUUGCGUGCCCAGAACACUCACACCCUUGAGGUGACCGGACAGGAGACCGUCAGAGACAUUAAGGCCCAUGUCCAGGCUGUUGAGGGUCUCCUGGUUGAGGACCAGGUGCUGCUGCUCGCCGGAUGCCCGCUGGAGGAUGAGUCCUCCCUGGCAUCCUGCGGUGUCUCGGAGCACUGCACCCUGGAGGUGGCUGGCAGGCUGCUGGGAGGUAAGGUCCACGGCUCUUUGGCCCGUGCCGGAAAAGUGAGGGGACAGACACCCAAGGUUGACAAGCAGGAGAAGAAGAAGAAGAAGACCGGCCGUGCUAAGCGUCGCAUCCAGUACAACAGGCGCUUUGUGAACGUUGUGCCCACCUUCGGUAAGAAGAAGGGACCCAACGCCAACUCCUAAGUGCUUUAAUGCCGGAGAGGAGAAACUCAACCAUCCCAUCAGUUUUUACCAAGUUCCAUGUUAUCUUCUUGUACAGAUUAAAGAUUUGGCUUGGACAAAAUA